This is a messenger RNA of Closterium sp. Naga37s-1, 1413 nucleotides long. The record is from the annotation of a GenBank genome assembly. NCBI's taxonomy places the organism in Eukaryota, Viridiplantae, Streptophyta, Zygnematophyceae, Desmidiales, Closteriaceae.
AUGGCCCGCGUCCAUGAGAUUACGUUGUCCCGCGUGCGUCUGCUGAGUUUUGCCACCCUCCUUACCCUCCUCGUGGCUUCAACGCAAGCUCGUCCCUUGGCUGUGCCGCAUGGCCGUUUGGCGCUGGAGCAGACCGACAGCCAAGCAGCUUUCCCCGGAAUAGAGCAAGUUGUCGCGCUCAAUGGCGCGGAUGAGGGUUUUAUCUCGGCGGACCCCGUCGCACACAUCGAUCACACACACGCUGACGCCGUCGCCAAACGCCUCGGCGACCCAGAGAUGUCGAAGGUUACGCGAUGGGUUAUGGACCUGCUUCGCGAAACGUCGCAGGAAAUCGCCGCUGGCGCCUACGAAAAGGCGGCGAAGAAACUAUUCUCGCCGCGCACGAUCGUAAUGCCGCCAGAAGGACCCUCGCUCUUCCUCCUCUCCUCCUUCCAAAAAGCCGCCUUCCUCCAAAGUCUUUCCCUGACACUCCCCAACGUCGAGUUUCAGCCUGACGGCAUCUCCAUAUACGACCUUAAGUACAAAACAUACAAGAAGUACGGAAUGACUAUAACGGGGACGUAUGUCACCUCCCCGUCCCCUCUCGUGCCGGCUGCUACACCCGACAACGGCAAGUUCAUUUUCUUCUGGGAUCUCCUCAAGGAGAAGCAGGUCGGCUCUGCCGACGUGGCUCAGUUUCCCUUGGAGGGCGACGAGGGAACGAACACGCUUCGCGCCGUUGUCGAAGGCGCGUCGACGAAGGUCGUUACGAGCAACGGAAAGUACAUCUGGGGCGUCAGCUGGAUGGUCUGGAACUCCGAUAUGCCCAAGGACGCACCCGACGAACCUUCCAAGAAUCUUGCCGCCGGUGUCCCCGAAGCUGCUGGAGCCGCCACGGCGGUCGCGUGGUUCGACCAGGUUCAGGACCAGGGCGCCGCAGCAGCCGCCGCAAAUGCGGUACCGGCGUCAUUGGGCGAUCCGCGGCCGCAGGACAUCAUCAUGCGGAUUCAGGCCGCCUGGGAGGGCUUCUCGGCGGCCAUCGCGACGGGCGACGCCGUGUCGGCGACUGCCAUCUUCGCGCCCGUGGUGAUUCUGCUGCCGCCCAACCAGCCGCGCACGAUGCUCGUCACGGCCGAUCAGAAGCAACGAUUCGCUCAGGAUCUGAUAGACGCGCAGGUGGCGGUGAGCGUGACGGUGGAGGACGUGGUGCUGGUGGAGCUCAAGGCCACCACCGACCCCAUCAUGGCGGGCGGCUCCAGCAGCCUCUCGGCGCUCGUGCGCAGCAGCUACUCCACGACCACCCAGUCAGGUCAUGUGGUGGAGAUGGGGAAGCGGGUGGAUCUGUGGCAGAGGAACCCAAUGUUCCCCGGCCAGUGGUACUUCGUCUAUUCCAUCUGGAACUCGGAUGGGCUUGUCGCACCCACGCUUGGCUAA